AUGGGGGGGGAAAGAUUUCCCCCCGACGCUUUUCUCCGCUCGGAGGUCUUGCGAUUGACCUUCUUCCCUGCCGCCAUUGUCACGCUGGAACCUCACCGGUCCCUGCUGGCGAUGAAUUUCAUUCGUUAUUCGCGGGCCUUGCGAGCUCCCCGAAGAGCCCUGCCGCUGGCGGCACGCUCGCAGGUGCGACACUUCCACCCGACCAAACCGGCCCAGCUUAUCAACGAAGCAUUGGAUGCCUCCGCAGGCCUCAUUCACGGCGUUCACUCGAUAACAUACCUCCCAUGGGUCGCCUCAAUCCCACUUACAGCUCUCCUGGUGCGAAUGUUCGUUGGCCUGCCUACACAACUAUUUACCAAAAUUCACACCCGACGAGAAAGAGAUAUGGGACCGCUGGUACAGUCAUGGGCACACUUUCAUAAUUCGAUGUCCCAGCGCGGAAACCACAAUUUCGCCACGGCGAUCAAUGCCAGACAAGACGCGGCACGCAAGACAACGGCGGUUGUGGAGAGACUACGGAAACAGCGGGGUGUGUGGAAGAUCGCACGCUUUACUCCAAUUCUUCAGCUACCAGUAUUCAUUUCGCUCAUGGAGAGUCUUCGAGGAAUGUGCGGAAACACCAGUGGCCUUGUCCCAUGGCUUCUGUCCUUGAUUGAGCCGACUCAAGAAUCUCUUGACACCGCAAUCAAGGCCCUCCACCUCACCGUGGAACCAACCCUGGCGAACGAGGGCGCACUAUGGUUCCCCGAUCUCUUAGCGGGUGACCCUACGGGAGUCCUGCCGGCUCUUGUGGCGGCUUCAAUCAUAUUAAACGUGCGAACUGGAUGGAAAACAACGUCAAGGGAGGAAUUACUCGACAUGCCGAAGCUUGACAUGUACCGGUCUAUUACCUUCAACGGUUUGCGCGUGUUCAUCCAGGUUCUGGCGUUGAACGUUGGUCUUUCGGGCUGGUACUAUGAAAUGCCAGCGGCGCUCAUGAUCUACUGGAUCAGUAGUACCAACAUCGCCACGUUGCAGAGUUGGAUUUUGGAGAAGAAGAUGUCCUCACGCUCGGCUUCUCCCACAUUCUCGAAGCGCUACGUCAGCUUUGAGAAGCCCGGUGUCUCGGAUCCUUUUUUUACCAAGUUACGCUGA
Penicillium macrosclerotiorum is the source of this 1134-nucleotide messenger RNA. RefSeq names its product putative mitochondrial export translocase Oxa2. Gene Ontology annotation, cellular component: mitochondrial inner membrane. The coding region runs from base 1 to 1134 and encodes 377 amino acids. Gene Ontology annotation, molecular function: membrane insertase activity. Lineage: Eukaryota; Fungi; Ascomycota; Eurotiomycetes; Eurotiales; Aspergillaceae. The transcript has a single exon. Gene Ontology annotation, biological process: mitochondrial respiratory chain complex IV assembly; protein insertion into mitochondrial inner membrane from matrix. The record is from RefSeq and is a predicted model, not a curated record.